This is a messenger RNA of Guyanagaster necrorhizus, 258 nucleotides long. Its product is annotated as thioredoxin-like protein. Gene Ontology annotation, molecular function: protein-disulfide reductase activity. The annotation marks the transcript as partial. The record is from RefSeq and is a predicted model, not a curated record. Lineage: Eukaryota; Fungi; Basidiomycota; Agaricomycetes; Agaricales; Physalacriaceae. The transcript is spliced from 2 exons.
GUCGACGGUUCCAAGCCAGUUGUUAUUGACUUCUGGGCAACAUGGUAUAGCCUAUGCAAGAUGAUUGGACCUGUCUUCAAGAAACUUUCAGAAAAGCCUGAAUUCGCUAGCGUUUACUUCUACACUGUCGACGGCGACGACCAACCCGAUAUCCUGGAUGAACUCCAAGUAUCUUCAAUGCCUACUUUCAUUGCGUUCAAGGAUGAAAAAAAGCUAGGGACAUCGCUGGGUGCCAUUCCCAAGAACCUUCUUGUAUGA